Zea mays is the source of this 1517-nucleotide messenger RNA. RefSeq lists its product as uncharacterized. Gene Ontology annotation, molecular function: magnesium ion binding; acireductone synthase activity. Bases 263 to 1135 code for a protein of 290 amino acids. The record is from RefSeq and is a predicted model, not a curated record. Lineage: Eukaryota; Viridiplantae; Streptophyta; Magnoliopsida; Poales; Poaceae. The transcript has 8 exons.
CUUUUCGUCCUGCGCAUACUAGCGAGAGGGACACACCGCACACGCGGUGGUCGUGUUGUGGUUGGCGUUGGACCAACCGAGUGACGCCCACAUCUGCCCGGCGGUCCCCUCCACCCGGGAUCCAUGUGGACGUAUGCGGAUGCGGUGAGCAGGUAGCAUCCACUGCACUCUGCAGAGGAGGAAGGAAGAGGACCGACAAAGAUGGGGAUGGCAUUGCCAUUGCCGCCGGCGUCACAGGUAGGGGUUGUUGCGUUCCAGGAGGAUGAGCUUCCUCGCUUCGCCGCCGCUGUCGCUCAAGGCAGCCGGUGGAAUCAGCAUCCCAUGCCCGUGGCGAUUGGAUGGCCGCCGUCCACGAGCAGCCCCAGCCAGUGUUCCUCGACUAGCAUCAGUGCGAAGCGUGGUGCUGGACAUCGAGGGCACGACGAGCCCCAUCUCGUUCGUGACGGACGUGCUCUUCCCCUACGCCCGCGACAACGUCCGCACGCACCUGGACGCCACCUACUCCACCCGCGAGACCAAGGACGACAUCGCCCUGCUGCGCGCUCAGGUCGAGCAGGACCUAGCCGAGGGCGUCCCCGGCGCCGUCCCGGUCCCGCCCGACGGCGCCGGCAAGGACCGCGUCGUCGACGCCCUGGUCGCCAACGUGGAGGCCAUGAUCGCGGCGGAUAGGAAGAUAACCUCGCUGAAGCAGUUGCAGGGCCACAUCUGGAGGACUGGGUUCGAGUGCCAAGAAAUCAAGGGGGUGGUGUUCGACGACGUGCCGCCGGCUCUCGAGAGGUGGCACGCCAGCGGCAUCAAGUCGCAGACGUACAUCUAUUCAAGUGGCAGCAGGGAAGCCCAGAGGCUCAUCUUCGGGAACACUACCUACGGCGACCUUAGAAGGCACCUGUGCGGAUUUUUUGACGCAACAAUUGGGACCAAGAGAGACGCUCGCAGCUACUAUGAGAUCUGGCAGACGGUCGGGGUGGACCGGCCGUCUCAGAUACUGUUCCUCACGGACGUGUGCCAGGAAGCCACGGCAGCACAGGCUGCAGGCCUUGAGGUGCUAAUAUCUAUCAGACCUGGAAACGCGCCACUCCCUGCUGAAAACCAUGGGUUUGGGACAGUCGAGUCAUUUGCUGAAAUCUUGACAUGAAGGGAGGAUGCAUCCUCAACAUGCAUGCAUGCUGUGCUAUUUAAAGAUGGAAACGGAUUGAACUAGUUUCAAAAGGCAGAUGGAAUGGUUUCAUGGCCAUGAUUUGCAUCUUCAUACUAGCUUUAUUUACAUUGCCCAUGUUCAGUUUGUCGGAGACCAUAAACACAUGGGAUCACCAAGUUAUCUUACCCUUGAUUGGUUUCCUUUAACUCGUCCGGUUUGCUGUUCGUUUCUUCAGUUUCGUCAGGCAUUGGGUCUGUUAGUCAGGGCCAGGGGCAAAGCUAGGUAGAAGCCUGUGGAUGCACAUGCACCACAAUUUUUUGUAAAACUAGUGUUUUGUCCAAAUUUUUACCAUAUAUGCACCACCUACAACUUAUUACUA